Pungitius pungitius (ninespine stickleback) is the source of this 2607-nucleotide messenger RNA. It is a transcript of the gene usp30, whose product is annotated as ubiquitin specific peptidase 30. The record is from RefSeq and is a predicted model, not a curated record. Gene Ontology annotation, biological process: protein deubiquitination. Gene Ontology annotation, molecular function: cysteine-type deubiquitinase activity. The transcript is spliced from 13 exons. Lineage: Eukaryota; Metazoa; Chordata; Actinopteri; Perciformes; Gasterosteidae. Bases 224 to 1681 code for a protein of 485 amino acids. Gene Ontology annotation, cellular component: nucleus; cytosol.
AUUUUUAGUGCACGAGGUCAGGGGCAAAGUGGGUCACGACGCCGUGUUGUUGGACCCAAAGCGUAACAUGCGCAGACAGGAUGUCAAGCCUGUUCUCCGGUUUAACUUUAAAAGCUGGAAUUAGGAAAUGUCCCCCGUAUUUAAAGAUAACAGCUUGGAUAUUUAUCAAAUGAGGCGACAUAGUACGCCGAGGGCAGACUGAUCUCGGCGUUGUUGGAACAAGAUGGUGAAAAACUGGGGUGUAAUUGGUGGGAUCGCUGCUGCCGUUGCAGCUGGAGUAUACGUUUUGUGGGGCCCCAUUACAGAGAGGAAAAGGAAAAAGAGAGGCAUGGUUCCUGGUCUGUUGAAUUUAGGCAACACCUGCUUCCUGAACUCUUUGCUUCAGGGUUUGGCGGCCUGUCCGUCAUUCAUUAGGUGGCUGGAGAUCUUUUCGCGUUCUUCUGUCAUCCAGUCGUGCAAGGACAACCAGCUGUCCACGACACUGCUUCAGCUUCUCAAUGAUCUGUCCAGGGAUCAGCCGGGGGAAGAAGAUGUUCUUGAUGCUGGGUGCCUCCUGGAUGUUCUCAGACUUUACCGCUGGCACAUCAGUUCAUUUGAAGAGCAGGACGCGCAUGAACUUUUUCAUGUCCUUACCUCUUCUCUGGAAGAGGAGCGGGAGCGUCAACCCAAAGUCGCUCACUUGUUUGACAUGCAGACGCUUGAGAGCCUCCCUGAUCCUGUUGAGAAAACUAUGAUCUGUAGAAGUCGAGCCCCUCUUCACCCUAUACCAAGUCCAUGGAAGUCUCCGCAUCCUUUCCAUGGGCGUUUAACUAGCAAUAUGUCGUGCAAGCGCUGUGAACAAAAAAGUCCAGUGCGGUAUGACUCAUUUGAGAGCCUCUCCCUCUCCAUCCCUUUACCUCAGUGGGGUAGACCUAUCUCUCUAGAUCAGUGUCUUCAGCAUUUCAUCUCCUCUGAAACCAUCAAAGAAGUGGAAUGUGGAAACUGCACCAAGCUUCAACAAGGGAACACAUUUAAUGGCCAAGUUUUGCAAAACCAGAGGACAACAUUCAUUAAACAGCUAAAACUCGGAAAACUCCCCCAGUGCCUCUGUAUCCAUUUACAAAGACUGACGUGGUCAAAUGAAGGAACGCCCAUCAAACGACAGGAGCACGUGCAGUUCACGGAGCAUCUGUCGAUGGACUGCUACAAACACAAUGCUUCCACACCAAGAAAUCAGAGAAUCAAAUGUGCUCCGAACUCAAGGAAUGCCGAAAGUGCAGAUGAUGCCACGGAGAAGCCCUCCACCAACGGCACCGAAGCAAAGCAUCUGUACAACAACAACAACAAACCUUUUUCAAACGGAACGCGUUCGUCCGUAUUCCUCCAGUCUCCCGGUGUGAACCCACUGCUCGGCCUCGCAUGCGACUACAGCAGCGCCCGUCCUUCCAGUUCUACAGAGUACUUGUUCCAGCUCACGGCUGUGCUGGUUCACCACGGCGACAUGCACUCGGGACACUUUGUCACGUACCGCCGCGGCCCUCCGUCACCUCGCACCGCUCCACCCCUCGGCUCGCAGUGGCUCUGGGUUUCAGAUGACUCUGUGCGAAAAGCCAGCCAGCACGAGGUGCUCUCCUCCAACGCCUACAUGCUCUUCUACGAGAGAGUCCGAAGACGCAACCCGGCGCCGCACUCGAAGGAGUGACCUGAAGCUGGCGACCUCACAGCCCGACUGGGUUCUGCCUUUCCAGUCAAACUGUUGAGGCCGGAUGCGCCAGUGAGAACGCAGGUACCGACGGUUGGAUCAUGACUUGUAACAGUGAGACAGCGAGUGUGUGUUAAGGUCAUUAAAUGAUGUGCUAAAUCUAGAGGAGUCAAUCCCAAAGAUUUUGGACAUGCAGGAUUUUUAGUCUUUAUAAAUUGUAACAAUUUGGCUUCUAUGGGACAAAAUAACGUUACAUGAACAAUAUGGUGUCUCUCAGCCCUGCAAUGAGUUGUUUGCGUCUUAUUCAGUUUACUCAACUUUCUGGAAUUUUCAUGAUACUGUAGAUGUUGGUGUACAUUGAAAGGCAAUAUACUUUAAGGUGUUGCUGUUAUUUUGUCCCCUGCCUGUACAUUACAGACAUACAAAAGAAGCUGGUUAAGAAUUCUUAGGGAUGUCUCUUGGAAGUUGUUACUUAUUAAAUUGCUAGUUUUCCCCCUACCUACGGUUCUCUUUUCUAAUGAAAUUUACCUACUCAUUUCCAGCAGUGUAUGUAAAGUUAUUGGAACUUGUGUCUGACAAGGCCAGUAUCCCUGAGUAGAGGUUCAAGUGCCAUGUUGUAUUUAAUGAUCAAGAUUUGUAACACUUAAAGCAAUGUGUGUGUGGUAUGAUUCGUCAGAGCCAUUUGGAAUGGUGUUGAACAGAUCAGCAGAUUUUUAGUAAUGAUCAGCUCUCCGUGAAUAAAGCCACAGUGCGACUAGUUGUUGGUAUUUUUGAAUGAUUUUAAAUCCGUUUAGCUGCCAUCACUCCGACCAAACCAAAUCAGUCAAAUUUAGAAAUGGCCUGUUGCAAAACUCAUUAAUGUUUGCGAUUUGCACUUCUGUAUAUCCCGGUGAGAUUGGGUGUAUUUUUGUGUAAUCUAAAAAAGA